Molecule: messenger RNA, 2100 nt
Organism: Arabis nemorensis
Lineage: Eukaryota; Viridiplantae; Streptophyta; Magnoliopsida; Brassicales; Brassicaceae
Source: the annotation of a GenBank genome assembly
AUGGGGGAUAUGAGAAGCUUACUGAAGAUGUCAAUGGUGGUUCUAUUUCUUGGAUGGAUGUUUAUUUGGAUUAUGAUUUCAACUAACCUUUUCAAAAACACAUGGACCCCUAAACUCGCCAAGUAUCUCAAUACUACUUAUUUUGGUCCUCAAGGCAUAAAUCUAGUGCUUCUUACCGUUCCAAUGAUGUUCAUUGCGGUCCUUAGUUGUGUUUAUUUGCAUAUCAAGAAACCCACCCAAACUCAAAGAGAAGGGAAACUAAAAGGGAGAAUGGGGAGGGUGAUGAUGGUGAUGAACCCAUUAGGGAUAGUGACGGCCACAGAGUUGACUUUUUCUAUAUUGUUUGUUGCUCUUUUGACUUGGGCUCUCUCCAAUUAUCUCUACCUUAGCUAUCACGUCAGUCUUCAUAACCAUGACAACGCCAAAAUAUGGCAAGCAAAGUUUAGGGCUUUCGGGCUGAGAAUAGGAUACGUGGGACACAUCUGUUGGGCGUUUUUGUUCUUCCCCGUAACAAGAGCUUCUACGAUUCUGCCACUUGUUGGGUUGACGUCAGAGUCAAGCAUCAAAUAUCACAUUUGGCUCGGACAUAUCUCAAACUUUCUCUUCCUCGUUCACACCGUUGUUUUCCUUAUCUACUGGGCCAUGGUCAAUAAGCUGAUGGAGACGUUUGCAUGGAAUCCAACAUAUGUGCCUAAUCUAGCCGGAACAAUAGCCAUGGUGAUUGGCAUAGCGAUGUGGGUGACGAGUUUACCAUACUUUAGACGAAAGAAGUUUGAGAUUUUCUUCUACACUCACCAUCUCUACGGUCUAUACAUAGUCUUCUACGUGCUCCAUGUUGGAGACUCUUGGUUCUGCAUGAUCUUGCCAAAUAUCUUCCUCUUCUUCAUCGACCGCUACUUGAGAUUCUUACAAUCCACCAAGAGAUCGAGACUUGUUUCCUCUAGGAUCUUACCUUCAGGCAACCUCGAACUCACUUUCGCCAAAACCCAAGGGCUACAAUAUACACCAACGAGCAUAUUGUUUCUACAUGUGCCAAGCAUUUCCAAGCUUCAAUGGCAUCCAUUCACAAUAACUUCAAGCAGUAACUUGGAGAAAGAUACACUAAGUGUUGUCAUCAGAAGACAGGGAAGUUGGACGCAAAAGCUUUAUACACAUAUCUCUUCUACCCUCGAUUCUCUCGAGGUUUCUACUGAAGGUCCUUAUGGCCCUAACUCCUUCGAUUUGUCGAGGCAUGACUCUCUAAUACUAGUGAGCGGAGGCAGUGGAAUUACUCCCUUCAUUUCGGUUAUUAGAGAACUCAUCUUUCAGAGCCAAAACAAGAGCACAAAUCUACCAGAUGUUCUUCUUGUUUGUGCCUUUAAACAUUACCAUGAUCUUGCGUUUUUAGACCUAAUCUUCCCAUCAGAUAUAUCAGUCUCAGACAUUUCUAAGCUAAAUCUCCGGGUCGAGGCCUAUGUUACAAAAGAAGACAAGAAACCAGAGACCACAGAUGAUCACAGUCUUGUGCAGACAAAAUGGUUCAAACCGCAGCCACUAGACUCUCCAAUCUCACCUGUUCUUGGACCCAACAACUUCAUGUGGCUCGGAAUCGUGAUCUUAUCAUCAUUCGUCAUGUUUCUCUUGCUCAUAGCCAUUGUCACACGUUAUUAUAUAUACCCUGUUGAUCGUAACACAGGAAAAAUCUACAAUUUCUCGUAUAGAGCGCUUUGGGACAUGUUCCUAGGAUGUGUCUGCAUUUUCAUCUGUUCAAGCGUAGUUUUCUUGUGGCGCAAGAAACUGAACAAAGAAGGAGAUAAAGAGUCCAAGAAACAGGUACAGAGCGUAAAUUUUCAGACUCCCACGUCUUCUCCAGGUUCAUGGUUCCACCACGGCCGAGAGAGAGAGCUCGAGAGCGUUCCUUAUCAAUCUAUAGUACAAGCCACUUCAGUCCACUUCGGCUCCAAACCUAAUCUGAAAAAGAUUUUGUUUGAGGCAGAAGGUUCGGAAGACGUUGGGGUGAUGGUGUGCGGUCCAAGAAAGAUGAGGCAUGAAGUGGCAAGAAUAUGUUCAUCUGGUUUGGCUAAGAAUCUUCACUUUGAGGCAAUUAGUUUCAACUGGUGA